UAUAUACAUCCAUUUAACGUGAUUGGUUAGAAAGUUUAAGUUUAAUAAGAAUUGUGCCAAUUUAAAUUUUGAAUAUGAAGGCAGUAGUAUUGGUACGCAAAUUCGCUUGUAGACAGUAUAAAUCAGUAAAUAAAAUUCACUUUUUUUUUUAAUAAUAAAUAUGGUAAAACUUACUUUCCUAUCUUUCAAAUUUUGAGACUUUUAAAUACGAAAAAUAAUUUGGGAUAGUAUUUUCCUAAAUAUUUCACAUUCGAUCAGCAGGAAAAAAAAAAAAAAAAAUUUGGACCCCACCCUCAGAAAGCCCACUGAAAAUGAAACCCGGCUCAAAAAGUAAUAAUCCUGGCCAGCCCCCACAUGGAUCCCCACCCUCAACCAAGCCCAUGCCAAACAAAGCCCAAACACAGCCCCCACCUGCCGACAGCACAGCUCAUGGAACCUUGAAAAGUAAUUCGUAUGUUGUACUAUUAUGAUAAGCGCCACCAAAGUGACAGUUAAAAUAACUGUUUCCUCCCGCGAAAAAGCGGUUUCAUGCAUUAGUUUAUUGCCGUUAGAGAACUGGAAAGGCAAAGUUCGGCUCCCUCGUGGGUCUGUACUCACAUUCUCCACUCCUUUUCUUCUUUCUUUAUCUCUUCCACUUUCUUCAUUAUCUUUCUCAAUUUUUGUCCAUCCUUGUUUUGUACUUUCAAGCUCUGUCAUGAGGAGUCAUCGGAGAAGCUCGAGUUUCGCUAUCGGGGCGAGUGCAAUGAUGGUGAAGGAAACUGAGUACUAUGAUGUUCUUGGCGUUAGUUCCUCUGCUUCUGAAGAAGAGAUUCGAAAGGCUUAUUAUCUUAAGGCAAGGCAAGUUCAUCCUGAUAAAAAUCCGAAUGACCCUCAAGCUGCUGAAAGAUUUCAGGUAUUAGGUGAAGCUUAUCAAGUUUUGAGUGAUCCAGUGCAAAGAGAUGGAUAUGAUCGAAAUGGAAAGAAUUGCAUAUCUAGAGAAACCAUGCUUGACCCCAUGGCUGUCUUUGCUCUGCUCUUUGGAAGUGAGCUAUUUGAGGACUACAUAGGACAUCUAGCUGUAGCAUCAAUGGCUUCUUCUGAAUUAGCUGGUGAGAAUGACAAGCCUGAAAAUCUUCAUGAUAAGUUGAAGGCCGUCCAAAAGGAAAGAGAAGAAAAGCUAGCAAGAUCACUGAAAAGUUUUCUUAAUCAAUACAUUCAAGGUGACAAAGAGGGAUUCCUACAGCAUGCAGAAUCUGAAGCCAGACAGCUUUCUAAUACAGCUUUUGGAGUGGAAAUAUUACACACAAUUGGCUACAUAUAUUCAAGACAAGCAGCACAAGAGCUUGGAAAGAAAGCUAUUUAUCUUGGAAUGCCAUUUUUAGCUGAGUGGGUUAGGAACAAAGGACAUUUCUGGAAGUCACAGCUGACCGCAGCAAAAGGUGCCUUUCAGCUGCUGCAACUUCAAGAAGACAUCCAGCGGCAGCAUAAAAUGGAUGGAAGUGGCCCUGAAAAUCAUGUUGAAUCGCGCAUACGCCUAAAUAAAGACACAUUGAUGAACUCGCUAUGGAAAUUGAAUGUAGUUGAUAUUGAAGUAACCCUAAUGCACGUGUGCAACAUGGUGCUAAGGGAAAACCAUGUUAGAAAGGAAGAACUUAAAGCCCGUGCUUUUGCUCUGAAACUUCUUGGAAAGAUAUUUCAGCAUGAAAAGCAUGAACAAAGUGGAGGAACAUCGAAGAAAAAAGAUGCUGCAGAUGGAGAUGAUGAUGGAAGCACUUCUGAUAGCAGUUCUGAUGAUGACUCACCAAGACCACUUUCAUAUCGAACUCCCCUACUCACUCAGGGUUUCGGUAGACUAUUUAGAUGCCUCUGUAAUCCAGCAUUUGCUGUGGAUGAUGAAGAAAUUGUGUAUAAAAGCAAAUGACAACUUAAGGAAGGAGCUGAGUACAAGAAAAAUGCCAAAGGUCUUCUUGUUGAAAGCAGAGAGUUCUAUUCCAAUUGAGACUAGUGCAAGCCAUGACUUUGUAUUGUGUGGUCAUACAUUUGAAUAGGAGCACAUCAACGAUGCCUUUGAUAAUCUGAUUUUAAAGUGGCUUAGUGCAUCAGAGUAGAGGUGAAUCAGUCAAUUGCAAACAUAUCGGUAUUAUUAUAGUGGGAUGCAUUCUUUAAUUAGUAGUGUUGAAUCUUUUGUCAGGCAAACAAUGGGAAGAGAGCUUUGAAUUGCAUUCCUGGCUCUCACCUUCGAACUUAAAGCACUGCUGCAACCAAUCUUAGAACUUCAAAAUAUUGGAACAACUUUA
Messenger RNA from Carya illinoinensis, 2276 nucleotides. Its product is annotated as chaperone protein dnaJ 10. The coding region runs from base 467 to 1900 and encodes 477 amino acids. The record is from RefSeq and is a predicted model, not a curated record. NCBI's taxonomy places the organism in Eukaryota, Viridiplantae, Streptophyta, Magnoliopsida, Fagales, Juglandaceae. The transcript is spliced from 10 exons.